CGACCACUACGAUAGAGUUGAGUACGCCACAGCCACCGCUAAUACGAGAAAUCUAGUCGAAAAGGUUCACCGGUGCCCGCACUGCCCCAUUCCCUAAAUUGGUGCCAGGGCCUGCAUUUCUAAAUCAUUCCCGUCAUGCGAAUCGGUAUUCAGAUUAGAUAUCAAUGUUACCAAAGCUAUGAGGUCCUCACGACGAGGACAAUCCCUUGUGGGAAUGACCCUGGAUGGAGACAUCCAGGUCCAUUCCCUUCUGUCGCAAAGUGAAACUGGCCCGACAUAUAUUGCCCAGGACCUAUCGGCUUCCACGUUCUACGAACUGAAGGUCUUCUCAGCCAGCUGGGUUCCACGUAGCAAAACACACCUGAUGUGGCGUGAACAUGAGAGCCUGGAGGCAGACAGCAGGUUUAUAAAAGCGUGGAGACGAGACAGAAAGGCAUGUACGCUAUUGCGACUCCCUAAGGCUCCCUUGGUGACCGAGGAGGGGAUUUUUGUGCUAGAUGCUGGCAAGAGGAUUGCGGUUGCUGCUGGGAGCUCUGUGAGAAAGAGUAACCGGAGUUUGGGCCAUGCAAGCGCCCCGGUACCGGACUUUGAUGAUGAAACGGCGUUUCCGAGCCUUGGUGAUGGUACCCUUCGGACCAAAAGAGCUAAAGAUACGCGGUAUAUUGCCCCAGCCCCAGGAAACGGCCGAAUACCAGACGCCACGGAGUCUUUGAACAAAUGGCUCGCAGCCAGCGAGAGUAUUAUACAGAAUAAUUCAAAUCGGCAGGUCCAUCAUGACCGUAAUAUUCGUGAAGCUACCGUCCAACCUAUGGCUCAGGCCAAAGAGGAGAGGGAUGACCGGGACCAAAAAAAAGAAAGGAAAAGAAAGAAGAGGGCGAAAAAGAAAAAGGGAAGAGAAGAGAAGGGAGAAAAGGAGAAGUUAGAGAUCGAAACAGUGAAGAAGACGGUAGAGGAAAAUGGGAAAAUGGAGAAAGAGAUAAAAAAGGAAAAUAUAGAGCAACAGCACCAAAGAGAGGAAAUUGGCCAAGAGGAGAGAAAGAAGGGGGAACAUAUCACGCUACGUACUACUGCUACAAAAUCGACGGCAGAAUCGACUGCAAAUUUGAUCUCUUCGAAGUUUGACAGCAUUGCAUUGUUGGGAGCAGCAGAGUCUAGCCCGACCAAAAACCUGGAGAAUAUCGUAGUGCCUCCAACGAAUACCACCAUGUGGCAGCGCUCACUCUACACUCGUCUCCCAUAUUCAUGGGAAAACGCUACGAACAGUUCGGGAAAUGGUGUCUUUGCUCACUACGGGUUUGUCGACCGCAAUCAAAACUUUAAUGGCUUCUUGAAUCGCUCUUGGUGGUCCCCAAUCAUACCAGGAAAGAGUAGUUUUGAAACCGCCCACCACAAUCAAAAACAGAAAGUUAUCGUGGAUACCACUCGUCUGUAUUCUGAGCUCCCGAUAUACUAUCCACGCGGAGUGCAAGCCGCUUCCCAGGAGACCGAGAUUCGGCUGAUAGAGCUCAAGCCGGAGUUCAUGGGGGACUCUAUCUUCUGCAACAUGUAUUGUACCAGCUUGCAAAAGAAACCCGAGUUCAUUGCCCUAUCAUAUUCCUGGGGAGAUGUGGACAAGACGCAUACAAUCCAUGCGAGGGGCUACGAGGUCCCGGUUACGAAAAAUCUUCACCAAGCCCUGAUGCAACUACGCAAGCCGCAAGAGUCUGCUGUUUUGUGGGUAGAUGCGAUCUGCAUUGAUCAAGCCAAUGUGCAAGAUAGAAACUACCAAGUCAAACAAAUGCCGAAGAUAUAUAGCGCAGCACAAGAAGUGGUGGCCUGGCUGGGUGAAAGUAGGUUUCUGGGUGAUGAGGCUAUGAGGCUUAUUACGCUUGCUCCAGAGGACCUGCGGAAGCUGAAGCGCUCCAGCGUACAGACGGUUCUGGAUGACCUGUUCUCCCGCCCUUAUUGGAGUCGUGUGUGGGUGGUGCAGGAGUUGGCAUCAGCCAAUCGAUCCCGACGAGCUUGUACAUUACGGUGUGGUGAAAAGUCAGUCACAUUGAAUCAGUUCGCGGAUUUUUUGCGGAGGAUCCUACGCCAGAUCAAAAUUUCCGAGCUCCAGACGAUAAUGCGGCCGAGGUCGCUACUAUCUCUCAGUACACAAGAUCCCAGCAAGACGUUUCUGCACAAUCUUUGGGAGUCGUCAAGCCUUCUAGCCACCGACGCUCGUGACAGGAUAUACGGAAUUCGCGGAAUUUCCCCCAAGUUCUAUCGCGAUAAUAUCGAAGUCGAUUAUACGAUCGAUUUUGAGACUCUUUGCAGAAAGGUCAUGGCGCUCAUGGUUAAAAAAGAACGCAGCCUUGAUGUCCUCUGCUAUUUCCACAGAUAUACUUCUGAAGCCACGUCCCCGUCAUGGCUGCGCGACUUCAGCAAACGAAAUCCGGGAAUACCGCCAGAUAUGUAUUCGUGUGACAAGGGUCGAAAAGCAAAUGCUGAGAUCGUAAAUCGCAUUCUGCGAACGAGAGGUGUCCGCAUCGGCCGUGUGGCGGAGAUUAGAGUGUUCAACAAAACGACUCGCAAGGACCCUUGGGCAUGGAUGCCGAAAACUGACCUCAAGCUGAAGUCGGAAUUGAGUGCAAUCCAGGACCUAGCCUUCAAUGCACUCCAGAAACAUCAUCCAUAUGAGAAUCGCUUCCUGGAGAUGUUUGCGGGAGGGAAGCAACAGGCAACGGAGCAGCUUGGGAAAGAGUACCAUACUCGCUGGCGGAAUAUUUGGGACAAAAGGAUUGCCUUCGAGAAAGGCACCGUCAGCUCAGAUGAAUGGGAACGAUUGGACGAGUCAUUCUGCAGCACUUUCGCAAGACUUAUUGGUCGCUGUGUUUUUACAACGGUUGAAGGAAACCUUGGUUUGGGUCCUCGAGACAUGCAGAAAAAUGAUCUUGUUUGCAUCAUUUUUGGCUGCAGAUUACCUAUCAUUUUGAGGAAGGAUGGUCGCUACUAUACAUUAAUUGGGCCGGCCUAUGUGGACGGCGCGAUGAACGGGAAAUUCGUUCAGGAGUCUGAGAAAGGAGAUAGAUUCUGGAUUCGAUGAUACCUCCCCGGCAUUCCCAAGAUACAGGACCUCUUUGCGUCCGGUGACCUAGCGUGAAAACUGAGUCUUUUCUGCGUGCAGUCCAAGACGUCGGUUUCCGAUGAGAAAGUUCGCUCGGAGGUACUCGACGACGUGGACUUGGAAACAAACGGCACCUACCUAGGUACGACAGGCUUGCCAUCGUCAGGUUUGUGGAGCCUCCGCGAAUCAUCGCGGGGCUUUCAAUCUCUUGGAUACCAGCGAGCAGUUGGUCUAGUGCUCGGGUGGUUGAUCAAGGCUGUGGCGUCCGUUCUGCGCUUAAUUUAGCGAGCUUUGGAGUAGGAUAUAUAUUUGUAGGAACAUAAAUAAAUGAGAUGU
Mytilinidion resinicola is the source of this 3424-nucleotide messenger RNA. Its product is annotated as HET-domain-containing protein. The transcript has 2 exons. The record is from RefSeq and is a predicted model, not a curated record. Bases 179 to 3067 code for a protein of 962 amino acids. NCBI's taxonomy places the organism in Eukaryota, Fungi, Ascomycota, Dothideomycetes, Mytilinidiales, Mytilinidiaceae.